Dromiciops gliroides (monito del monte) is the source of this 5264-nucleotide messenger RNA. It is a transcript of the gene SENP7, whose product is annotated as SUMO specific peptidase 7. Gene Ontology annotation, biological process: protein desumoylation. Bases 161 to 3346 code for a protein of 1061 amino acids. The transcript has 25 exons. Gene Ontology annotation, molecular function: SUMO-specific endopeptidase activity. The record is from RefSeq and is a predicted model, not a curated record. Gene Ontology annotation, cellular component: nucleus; cytoplasm. NCBI's taxonomy places the organism in Eukaryota, Metazoa, Chordata, Mammalia, Microbiotheria, Microbiotheriidae.
CCCCGGCCCAACUGGUCCUUCGGCGCUUUCCGUGGUGCUGCCGCCGCCGCCGCCGCCGCCGCCGCCGCUGGCCCAGGCACACGGAGGAGAUGGAGAGGACGGCGAGGUCCACCCGAACCGGGGGUCGGCGACCCUUACCGGAAACUGUAUUUGAGGGAAAAUGAAAAAGUCUUCAUCUUCACAUUCCCAUGAGUUUCGAAUACCAAAGAAGUCAAAAUCAAAGCAAGAAGAUACUCAGGUUCAGGCACCUCUGUCAAGACUCAGAAGCUCUGACCACAGGGACCACCCUUUGCUGGGGUGGAUAAAGGGGGUAGGAAAUAAAGGCAGCAGCUCUUUUUUGCAUAAGAGUAAAAAGGAUUUCCAUGGGUGUUCUGUCACUUCUAGGCCAUCUCCAAACAGGCAACUGAAAGUUGUGUUGACGAAUGUCCUAUUGACGGAUUCAGGACGAAAAUACAUUAAGAAUCUACCUAGAAUUGAUGCUAAUUUAUGUGAUACCAAGAAGUUGCAAUCAGAUUCACAGCCUUCAACAUCUGUUGACAGUCUAGUGAUACAGAAAAAAUUAAAUCCUCUUCACCAAAGCCUUUAUUUAUCUGAAAGGCAACCCAAAGUUAUAUUGAUGAAUGUCCUGGGAACGGAGUUAGGAAGAAAAUACAUAAAGACCCUUCCUCUAACUGAGGCAAAUUUGUGUGAAACUGACAACAUGCAAUCAAAUCAACUUCCUUCAUCAUCUGUUGACAGCCUAAAAUCUUGUCAAAAGCUAGAGCUUCACAAGAGCCCUUUUAUAUCUGAAAGGUGUUCACAGUCCCAGAAGAAUCCAAGUGAUAGUUUUGCAAAGCAAGGUGAACUAACUAAAGAAAAAGAAAGAAUUGAUGACAGUUCUCUUGUAAGAUGGUCUGAUACAGAACCAAAAGACUUUAAUACUGGAAAUAGAGAAUGUGAACAUCAGGAAGAGGAGAGAAGAAACCAAGAAGACACAUAUUCUGAUUCAAAAAUGGUAUCCUGUUCAACUGCCAAGAAGUCAAAGAAAAGACUUAGAAGUCAUGUCCUUGAAUAUAGUAAUACUCCCUUUCUGGAGGAAUCAACAUUGCAGUCAAAAGAACAAGAACAUGAUUCAUUGCCUUCUGAAUGUGGAGAUCCAAGUGAAAAUGACUUUUUGCAUGAUCUUAAAGCCUUACAUGGACAUGCUCUGGAGACGGUGGAAAUUGGUUUUAUGAAACCUCCCACUUUUGAGACUCAGGAGGUUGUUGUAAGUUGUGCCCAGAACAGCUUUCCUGACCCUUCAGCCACUGAUCCUUUUCAUAACCUGAAUCCUGUUUGCAGUGAUGCUCUGGAGAUUUCUUCCAUUGUUGACAAUGUCAGUAUGUUGGUGACAGAGGCAGAAGUUCCUGUUCUGAGAAAAUUGCGAAGCAGAAACUUUGAGGAUAAACAAUUGUUUGUCUCUGUUGAACCAAUUGUUGUUUCCAGUGAUGAAGAAGGGCCUAUUGAACAAAACAAUUCAGAUACACUUAAUUUACAACAUAAAGAAGGCUAUGAGCUUGUCAUUAAAGAUGGGGAAGGAGUAAGUGAAUUGGAGUUGCCAGAAGAAACACUUCUGACAGCAUCUAAGUCUGUGCAGGUUUCACCAAAUUUAUUUUCAGAAAGUCUUGUCACGGACAAUUUUUCUUGUAUUUUACCCAGUGAUGAGAUGGAUCUACACUUGGAUAUUUCAUUUACCUCUAUUUAUAUUGGCAAUAUAAAAGGAGUUUCUAGUGGGUUUGUUACUUUCACGACAAAGUAUAUAAAGAUUCCAUUUGAAGUGUCUCUGAAUAAGAUUUCAUUGUUAGUGGACACCAUUCAUUUAAAGAAGUUUGGGUUGUGGACACAUAAAGAUGACAACAGUAAAAGGAGAAAUUCUAUCAUUUUCCUCUGGACAUCUUCAGAUUACCUAGAAAUGAUUGAAAACCAACUUGGGAAAUCUGUUUUAAGGCAGCGAUCUAAAUCUGAUGAAUUCAUAUUUCUUGAGUUGAGCAAACCGGCUUCAGAAGAGGAGGAGGAUAAACUGAAUGAGAUGAUGGCAGAAGUGAGCAGGAAAACAAAAUCAUUAGACCUUUGCCAUCCGCUGCCUUGGAACCAGGCUCUUUCUUUGCUUCAGGGUUUAUCUGCAAAAGAAAGCUCUUUUAUUGAUUAUUAUUGUUCUGCAUCAAAAUACUGCCAUUUUCCAGGGGCUGCUGUUGAAAUGGAGGCAGAAUCUCCCUCUCAGAAAAAAGAAAGAAAUGAAGGAAGAAAUAAAAAGAAACCAAAUGACCUCCAGAGAGCCUCAAAUGCCAAUAUAACCAAGCCUAGCUAUACCCUCUUGCAGAAGAGGGGUAGUGGUUGCUAUUCAUUUUCUAUUACAUCGAAUCCAGAUGACAAUGAAUGGAAAGAAGUAAAAAAUACUGGACCAAUUAAAAAGUUGAUUGUAUAUCCUCCACCACCUACAAAAGGAGGAUUAGGAGUUACUAAUGAAGACUUAGAGUGCUUAGAAGAUGGAGAAUUUCUUAAUGAUGUAAUCAUUGAUUUCUAUCUUAAAUAUCUUAUAUUGGAGAAAGCAUCAGAUGAUCUUGUUGAACGAAGCCACAUUUUUAGCAGCUUCUUUUACAAAUGCCUGACUAGAAAAGAAAAUAAUUCAAUAGAAGAAAAUCCAAACCUUUCAAUGGCACAGAGAAGACAUAAAAGAGUACGUACAUGGACUCGUCAUAUAAACAUCUUUAAUAAAGAUUACAUCUUUGUACCUGUAAAUGAGGCGUCUCAUUGGUAUCUUGCAGUCAUUUGUUUUCCAUGGUUAGAAGGCCCUGUGUAUGAAGAUUUUCCACAUCAGUUAUCUCAACAAUUCAAGUAUCAACAAUGCCAACAUGACUUUCAGACUCUGGAUAACGAUCCACACAUUACUUCUUCGCUCUCCUUAGAUACAGAGGAUCCCCAGAGUACCCUGAAGAAUAUAUCAGAAUCAAAGAAAAUGUGUAAAAGACCAUGCAUUCUCAUAUUAGACUCCUUGAAAGCUGGUUCUGUACAAAAUACAGUUCAGAUUUUGAGAGAGUACUUGGAAGUAGAAUGGGAAGUUAGACGAAAAACUCAUCGUGAAUUCAGCAAAACAAAUAUGGUUGACUUGUGCCCUAAAGUUCCUAAGCAAGACAACAGCAGUGAUUGUGGAGUAUAUUUACUACAAUAUGUGGAAAGCUUCUUCAAGGAUCCUAUUGUCAAUUUUGAAUUACCACUGCACUUGGAGAAGUGGUUUCCUCGUCAAGUGAUAAGGACCAAGCGGGAUAAUAUUCGGGAGCUGAUCUUGAAACUUCAUUUACAACAACAGAAGGCAUUAAUUCAUCAUUGAUGGACAUGGGACUGGUGUUUUAAAAGAUUACUGGAAAGCUAUUUCCCAGCAUUUGUGCUAUCCUGCCUACAAAGGAGAAAACACCUUGUGGUUAUUUUGUAAAUUGUUCAAAAUUAUUUAAAUUGUAUAAGAUAAUUAUUGAUUUUGUUUGGAUCUGAUAGAUGGAGAUUGAGGGGUGGGAAUGUGGAGAAUGUAGAUAAAUUUGUUAGAUUGAAGUUGAAAUUUGAUAAAUAUUUCAUAUUUUUUUUCAGUGAAUAUGCUUGGACUAUGCAAUCAACGUAUGUGAUGUGAGAAUGUUUUAAUAAGUAAUUAAAAAAAACCCAGACCACUAUAUGGUUUUAACCUGCACAAGACUCUGGGUACAGGACCACUUACUCUUCUGGUACCAAACCCAUGCUUGGCAAGUCACUUCACAUUGUAGUUGUUCUUUGCAACUCAAGCAUGCUGUAUGAAUACUGUGUAUUUUAAAAUAAUUAUCGCUGAAUGCCGUUUACGGCAUUACUUCUGUAUAAUAUAAAAUAGAAAGCCCUUAAUGUGAGGAGGUAAAAAACCUACUCAACCAUCAUGUACUUUGUCAGUCUUCCUUGCUAGGUGAUAAUUCCACCCUGCUUUAGUUGCAAUGAUCUUUCCCCUCCAAUUCCAUUGACAUUAUCUAAGGGGAUUGGGGAAGUACAGUCAUUUAUUUAGGAUGAAAUUGGAAGAAACUUAAGAAUUAUAGUUUUUUUUAAUGUGAAUUUAUUUUUCUUUCUAAAAUUGGAAAAGUAGUUUGGCUUUUAAGAAACAACAUUUAAAAAUAAUCUGAUUUUUUUUUACAUUAUAUUCAUUGAUAUCUUUGUAAAAUAAGGUAGAGGUAUUUGCUCAUGCACUGUAUGAGUAUACACACUCCAUUAUUGAAACAGAUAACUUAUUUUUAUGAAGAUAAAAUUGUUCUCAUUUGCUUCCUGUAUGCUUAUAACUUUAACAAGCUAAGUAUACACAUUUGUCCAGACUUAUUCAUUAGCUUGUUAGAACUCAAUCUGCAUUUUAAAAAUCUAUCUACCCACUUUUUUAAACUAAUAAAGCAAAAAUUGCUUUCAUUCACUUAAUAUCAUUUUUUCCCAGAGGCUUUCCUAAGAGAGCUUAAUUCUUCAGUACAUAUUCAGGCAAAAUUUUACUGAAUUUUUUGUGAUCCUGGUGGGAUUAUAUCUGACGACUUCAUGACUAUCUGUGAAAUAUAAUUCAUUCUGAUGUUAUCAGAAUAUUUUUGAGGAAGACAGAUAACCAUAUUCCAUUUUCUCAGAUAAGAAAUUUUAUAAGAAUAUCAUUUUAAUCUCCCAACUCAGAUUUCCCUUGGAUUUUUAUCAAUUGUAUGGAGGGGAGGAAAACCAAGGCUAUUAGAAAUGAGGCUGAAAGGCCAAAGUGUAUUCCAAGUCAUGGUUUAGGUUGUGCUGUCUCAGUGACCUUUGGCUUUUUUUUUUUUUUAAUUUUGUCAUCACUUUUGUAGUGUUAAACAUUAGUCUUUUUGGGGAUCUAUUAUAAGGAGGGAUAUAAUUAGAUGUCAUUCCCAAUUUGUGGGGCAAUUUUUCUAGGUGACUUAAUUAUUUUGUAUACCUUAUUUUGGAUAUAGCAGGUACAGAAAAUCUGCUUGUGCUUUCUUAGCAUUUUCAUUUGUACAUUUUUCAAAGAUACCACUGUCAUUAUUUUUGAAGAUUUGUUAAAAUACUUCCCCUUCCCCUUCCAAUUAAUGAUGGAAAUAUUGUGUUUUGAGAAUGAUUAACUGUGUUUGAUAUUAAACACGUUUUUAAAUUCAUGAAAUAAAUGUGGUUUUUUUCUUCAAAGAAAGUUGAACCUCAUAAUGGAGUAAAUUUUUAGUUGUAUAAUUCUCCAUGCAUAUCAUACAGUUGGUGCUUAAUAAAUUAUAUAAUACAGUACCACCUUA